AUGCGUUGUAUACCUCACAAUAAUGUUAUCAAUAGUCUGGGCUGUUGUCUUUGCAACUACAUGCUCUCCACGGAUUGCUGUGCGAUGCUCUACGUGUGUCACUCAGUGUCUUUAUUCUCAUCUUGAGCUCUCAGCGACAUAACGGAGGGAGAGGAGCCAGCUGUCUGAGGGCUGCGGGAUCUGCCCCACAUCUCGCCUUUUUACGAUGAUUGCUGCGGCGUUUUUGGUCCUGCUGCGGCCGUACAGCAUCCAAUGUGUGCUGCUGUUGUUGUUGCUCUUGCUCGGGACUAUAGCGACAAUUUUGUUUUUCUGCUGCUGGCACCGCAGGCUUCGCAACGGAAAACAUCCAAUAAAAUCUGUGCUGUCCGGACGCACCAGGAGCCGCGUUGGCCUCCGAUCACAUCAUUUCCGAUCAGAGGGCUUCAGGCACAGUCCACGUCAUGUGAGAAGGAGCCUACACGCUCGAGUGACGGAGGAGAAGCCCAAUCUGGUCGAGAUUCCGGAGAGUGAACCUGAUUCAUCAUCCGGUCUCAGAAAGCGCAAAGUGAAGAAGAGAGUCCUGCCAGAAUUUUACCAGUCUGUGCAAGUCACCCCCACACGCAAACCUAGCUCCAGUUCAGGGAACCCUUCCCUGCACGGAUCCAUGUCUUCCUCGGCGGAUUUUUCAGACGAGGAUGAUUACAGUGUUAAAUCAGGCUCGGCAUCUCCGGCACCCGGGGACACUUUACCCUGGAACCUGCCCAGACAUGAGAGGUCCAAGAGGAAGAUCCAGGGAGGAUCCGUGCUGGAUCCGGCAGAGAGAGCAGUGCUCAGGAUCGCAGAUGAAAGAGACAGAGUGCAGAAAAAGACGUUUACAAAAUGGAUAAACCAGCAUCUGGUGAAGGUACGAAAACAUAUCAAUGACCUGUACGAAGACCUACGAGAUGGACAUAACCUGAUCUCACUGCUGGAGGUUCUGUCUGGAGACACAUUGCCUCGGGAGAGAGGGAGGAUGCGCUUUCACAGGCUGCAGAAUGUACAGAUAGCACUGGAUUUUCUCAAGAGGCGGCAGGUCAAACUUGUAAAUAUCAGGAACGACGACAUCACAGAUGGUAACCCAAAACUGACCCUGGGAUUGAUCUGGACCAUAAUUCUGCACUUUCAGAUCUCGGAGAUCCAUGUGACAGGGGGGUCCGAGGACAUGACAGCCAAGGAAAGGCUGCUGCUCUGGUCCAAGCAGAUAACAGAGGGCUAUGUGGGAGUACGGUGUGACAACUUCACCACCUCCUGGAGGGAUGGGAGGCUUUUUAACGCCAUCAUUCAUAAAUACAGGCCCGACAUGAUAGACAUGAGCCGCAUGUCGGCACAGACCAACAGAUCAAAUCUAGAGCAUGCAUUUGGGGUAGCUGAACAGCUUGGGGUGGCAAGACUGCUGGACCCUGAGGACGUAGACGUUCAGUCUCCCGAUGAGAAAUCGGUCAUCACAUACGUCUCCACACUGUACGACGCCUUCCCCAAGGUACCUGAUGGCGUUGAUGGAAUCAGUCCUCAUGAUGUCGAUAUAAAAUGGGUGGAGUACCAGAACAUGAUCAAAUACCUCAGCCAGUGGAUCAAACACAAUGUGGCCAUGAUGUCAGAUAGAUCAUUCCCAAACAACCCUGUGGAACUCAAGGCACUUUAUACACAGUAUCUGCAGUUUAAAGAAAAUGAAAUCCCGCUGAAGGAGAACGAGAAGACAAAAAUCCAGGAUCUCUACAAAAUGCUCGAGAUGUGGAUCGAGUUUGGACGUAUUCAGUUACCCCAGGGUCAUCAUCCAAACGAUGUGGAAAAGGAAUGGGGGAAAUUGAUUGUUGCCAUGUUGGAAAGAGAGAAGAGCCUGAGGCCUGAGGUUGAAAGGCUGGAAAUGUUGCAGCAGAUUGCCAACAGGGUCCAACGGGACUGUGUUUAUGGAGAGGACAAGCUGGCGUUGGCAAGAACUGCCCUGCAGUCUGAUGCAAAACGUCUCGAGUCUGGUAUCCAGUUUCUUAAUGAAGCAGAGAUUGCUGGCUACCUUUUGGAGUGUGAAAACAUCCUCAGACAACAAGUGGUUGACAUCCAGAUUCUUCUGGAUGGGAAGUUCCCCUUUGCAGACCAGCUUGUCCAAAGGGUAUCAAAACUCCGGGAUGACCUGCUAUCUCUGAGAGCCGAGUGCUCGUCUGUGUACAGCCAUGGCCGCACGCUGACAACAGAACAAACCAAAAUGAUGAUCUCCGGCAUCACACAAAGCCUGAACUCUGGUUUCUCGCAGAACAUCAACUCAAGCUUGACACCAUCCUUUUCUCCUGCACUCACUCCAGGGGGGUUAGGUACCCCUGGAUCCACGUUCACCUCUAGCCUUACACCGUGCCUCACCCCGUCCUUGACACCUGCCUUGACCCCCGGCAUGCAGCCUUCUUCGGUCCAGAGCUACAUGGGGAGUGGUGGCGGCAUGGACCCGAGCAGCCUCAGGCAUUUGAAACACAUGCAGAUCCGCAAGCCCUUACUGAAAUCCUCGCUGGCCGAUUCCAACAUGACAGAAGAGGAGGUCAACAUGAAAUUUGUUCAGGACCUCCUAAACUGGGUGGAAGAGAUACAGCUGACACUUGAUCGUUCAGAGUGGGGAUCAGAUUUGCCGAGUGUGGAAACACAUUUGGACAGCCACAAAAGUGUGCACAGAGCCAUCGAAGAAUUUCAAAUGAGUCUUAAAGAUGCCAAACUGAGUGAGAUUCAGAUGAACAUGCCCCUGAAACUAACCUAUUCAGACAAACUGAACAAGCUGGAGAAGCUGUAUGAGAGGCUGUUGAGCUCUUCUCGAGAGCGUCAAAGCCACCUGGAGAGCCUGCAUGACUUUGUGUCACAGGCGACUCAGGAGCUCAUCUGGCUGAAUGAGAAGGAAGAGGAGGAGGUUGCCUUCGACUGGAGUGAUCGCAACAACGGCAUCUCGAAGAAAAGAGACUACCAUGCUGACCUGAUGAGGGAGCUGGAUGAAAAGGAGGAAGUGAUCAAGUCUGUGCAGGACAAGGCAGAACGCCUUUUGAUCAAGAACCACCCCGCCAGGCUCACUAUUGAGGCAUACAGAGCUGCCAUGCAGACACAGUGGAGCUGGAUUUUACAGCUCUGCGCAUGCGUCGAGCAGCACCUCAAGGAGAAUGCUGUUUAUUUUGAGUAUUUCAGUGAUGCCAAAGACUCCCUAGACUACCUUAGGAACCUGCAAGAUGCCAUUCAAAGAAAAUACAGCUGCGAUCAAACGAGCAGCCUACACAGACUGGAGGACCUCCUUCAGGAGUCAAUGGAGGAGAAAGAGCAGCUUCUUCAGUACCGCAGCACUGUAGCUGGAUUAGUGGGCAGGGCCAAGAAUAUCGUGCAGCUGAAACCCAGGAACCCUGACAGCCCUGUGAGAUCCUCCAUCCCUGUUAAAGCCAUCUGUGAUUACCGACAGAUAGAGAUCACCAUUUAUAAGGAUGACGAGUGCGUGUUGGCCAAUAACUCACACCGGGCAAAGUGGAAGGUCAUCAAUCUAGCCGGCAAUGAAGCCAUGGUGCCCUCUGUCUGCUUCACUGUGCCUCCACCAAACAAAGAGGCUGUUGAUAUGGCAACAAGAACUGAACAGUUAUACCAGAAUGUCCUGGCACUGUGGCACCACUCCCACAUCAACAUGAAGAGUGUGGUGUCGUGGCAUUAUCUAAUGGCUGAUAUACGAGCCAUCCGCAACUGGAAUGUGUCCUCGAUAAAGACCAUGUUGCCAGGUGAGCAUCAGCAGGUCUUGAACAACCUGCAGUCCCACUUUGACGAGUACCUGGAGGACAGCGAGGAGUCCGAGGUAUUCACGGUUGCAGACUGCGCCCAGCUAGAGAGAGAUGUGUUGGCCUGCAAGGAGUACUACCAGGAACUGCUCAGAUCUGCAGAAAGAGAGGAACACGAGGAGUCCGUGUACAACCAUUACAUCUCAGAAAUACGCAACUUCCGCAUGCAUCUGGAGGCUCAUGAAGAACACCUGAUCAGGCAACUCCGUACGCCUCUGGAGAGAGACGACCUGGACCAGAGCCUGCAGCGCAUCACUGAACACGAGAAUAAGACAUCAGAGCUGGAUAAAUUGAGAGGGGACCUUGACGUCAUGAAGGAGAAGUGUGAGGUGUUCCUCAGACAGGCUGCAGGUUCUCCUUCAGUGCCGAAGCUUUCCUCUGAACUCUCCGUCCUCGUUCAGAGCAUGGGCCAAGUGUACUCCAUGUCCUCCAUUUAUAUGGACAAACUGAAAACAGUGAGCUUGGUGGUGAAGCACAGUCAGAGUGCUGAGGCGCUUGUGAAGGCCUACGAGUCCAAACUCUACGAGGAAGAUGCCAUGAACUCUGAUGUCAAGUCCAUUGAGGCGGUCAUCUCAACACUGAAGCAAUGGCGGACAGAGAUCGAUGAGAAGCAGGAGGUGUUUCAUGACAUGGAGGACGAGCUGCAGAAAGCACGAGUCGUCAGCGAACGCAUGUUCAAGGCGCACAACGAGCGUGACUUUGACCUGGACUGGCACAAGGAGAAGGCUGAUCAGCUGAGUGAGAGAUGGCAGAACAUUCACUCCCAGAUUGACAGCAGGCUAAGGGACCUGGAUGGUAUCGGCAAAUCAUUGAAACACUACAGAGACUCCUUCAGUAAUCUCGAUGAAUGGGUGAGAGAAAUGGAAGCAUCCCAGCUGAAGGCCCAAGAAAACAAACCUGAAGAUAGCAAGGCGCUGGCUGAGCUGUUAAACACACAGAAGGUCCUUGUCGCUGAAAUCGAACAAAAACAAGGCAGAAUUGACGAGUGUCAGAAGUACUCUGAGCAUUACUCGUCCUCCAUUAAGGAUUAUGAACUUCAGCUGAUGACCUUCAGAGCGAUGGUCGACUCCCAGCACAAAUCCCCUCUGAAGAAACGGAGGAUGCAGAGCUGUUCUGAUUCCAUUCAGCAGGAGUUCAUGGACCUCCGAACACGCUACACUGCUCUGGUUACCCUCAUGACGCAGUAUGUGAAGUUUGCAAGUGAGACGCUGAAGAGAACGGAAGAAGAGGAGAGGUCUGUUGAUGAGGAGAAGAGAGAGCAUGGUGAUAAAGUUAGCAAACUAUUGCACUGGAUGUCCAAUGUGAAACAGACUUCAAACAAUGGUGGAAAUGCCCAGAAAGAUAGCAAUGCCAACACAGACGCUUCUAAUAAGCCCCAGGUGUCAGUGGAAGAAAUGGUCACUAAGAAGGAACAAAUUGCAGAAGCAUUGAGAGCCACCCAAAUGAUGCUGAACAAACACAGUGACAAGAUGACGGAAGAGGAAAGAGAAAAGGCCCAGGAGCAGCUGAAGAUGCUGAAUCAGGCAUACAGUGAACUCUCCCAACAUUGUUCGGAUCAGACGUCCUCUGCAGAAGAGGAUUCUAACUCCAGUGAUGCUAAGCUUGUAACUGUACCCACGAGUGUCCCGAUGGAUGGCAUGCCUGGAGUUUCCCCUCCAAAGACUGAGACCUCCAACCUCUCUAAGUCCAACCAGCCUGUGUGUCUGACCUCUGACGAUGCUUUCAAACAACAUGACGGUUAUAAAUCCAACCUGAACCAUUCCCCAAAGUUGAAUGAAGCAAACAAGUGCAUACAGGGUUCACACAUCACUUCUGUGUCUCUCUCUGAUAUAACAUCGGCGAGGGAAGGGGCCACAUGUAAAGACCCGAUCAUUAAACUGAUCGAUAUCAAACAGGUCAGUGAUGGAGUGAAGGUGUGCUACAGCGGGGACACACUGUCCCUGGAGGAGGCGUUUCAGUCUGGUGUAAUACCUGCCUCCGUCUAUGUAGAGAUUCUUCAGAAGCAAAAGAGCCGUCAUGAUAUGAUGGAUUUGAGCUCUACCGCAGAUCAGACACCCCUAGAUGUGCAGGAGGUCGAGGCUAAUGAAGUCAACAGUCUGAUAUUAAAGUGCCUCAGCAGAAAUAAAUCACUGACACCAGGAAGGAGUGUUCACACCCUCAGCUCAUCUGGCGAGAGUUCAAGUGAUCGGGAGAACAUGUCAAGGCCGUUGGGUGCUGAGGUGGAUGUAGCUGACUUCAAAGAAAGUCAAGCUGUGCCAGAGGAUGUUAUGAGUAGUAUAUCAAACCUCCAGAAUGCCGAUAGACUGAAGGUGGAUGCAGCCGUUCAGUGCGAUAUGAUGAGCUCAAGCAGCACACUCAUUGUACUCAGAAAUCAGCAGUUUGUUGGACUUGUGUUGCCUCCCUUUGGGGAAAACAAAACAGUGUCUGAAUCAUUCCUGUGUAGUCAUGAACAAAUCACCACAGACGAGUUUACGAGCAGAUGGUUUAGUGAUCGGAGCAAAAUAGCAGCUUUUUACUUUCCAGAAAACUCCGAGGUGGUUGAUAUCGACUCUGCCGUCCAGCAGGGUUUUAUCGACUACUUUACAGCAGAGGUUUUGAAAUCUAUAGAAAUCCCUGAUGUGUUUCCUGAUGUGGAUGAACUUAAUGAGAGGUUUUCGUCUUGGCUCAUGUAUAAAAAACUCACACUUGAUGGAUGCUGUCAUGCUGUGAGUGUAGAAAACAUCCCGACUACAGCUGAGGCUAAGCAGUUGUUAAUCUCCUACCUAAUGUUGAACAGUUACAUCGACCCUAACACAGGACGGAGGGUUCUCAUACUCGACACACAGCUCAGUCAGAUGGUUCAAAUCUUUCUCCAGGAUUCAACAUUUUCUGAAAACACUGAGAAAAAUGUAACCUCUUUGACUUCAGAUGUUGGUGAUCAAUCAGACGCGGUCAGUUUGGAGAGCCAGUUGCACAUAAAUGAGGAAACAGAGGAGAUGAUGAAAUACACACAAGACACGUUUGCUCGUCCUUAUCUUGUCUCCUCUGCAAAUGGAAGAAUUUCAUUUGCAGAAAAAAUAUAUGCAAAUGACGAGGCGCUAAAACAGCAUCCUCUCAGAGAUUUUUUAGUUUGUAAUGACACUGAUAUGGAAAACACGGAGCCUGAAGAAGCAGAUAAAAACUUGUGUCAAAACUGGACAAAGUCAGGAGAAUCUGCAGAGAGACUUUUUGAAAAUACUUUACAACAUGAUAGCGUUGGAGGCGACUGUGAAGGUGAUGAAGUUCCUUCUCUUCCAGACAUUUCAGACUCAUCAUCGUUAGGGAUGUUUGACUGUGAAAUGACUGUGAAAUCCUUCCACCAAACAAUCACCUACACCCACGAUGCUGACUCACUUUGCAGUGAAUCAGAGGAAAUAGAUUUCAGCCAGGCUGACUUUUUUUGUUCGGAGGACUUUUCGGAGGCUGGAAAUGAGCAAGACUACGUGGUUCAUCUUCUAAAAGCAGAAAUAGAGGAAGUGUCUGUUGUAGAAGUCACCUCCGGGAGACAUAAACUAGAGGAACUGGAGGAAGUUCCCGGUGAGCGAAUGGUUGAAGAGAUGAAAAAACUGCUUCAGAUGGAUUCAGAUGAAGAAGACGUUAUUGUAGAAGAUGAGGAGAGCACAAUGUUUGAUUCAAAACAGGCAGACUCAUAUUUUAGCAUAUCCUCAAAUACACUUCUUUGCGUGGGUAAAGAGAAGAACCUUUUGGAAUCAAGUGGCACCAAUAGCUUCAGUGAGUCAUUGAAGUCAGAAUUGGUCGAAGAUGACCGCAAAACAAACAUUUAUCCAGAAGAGGACGGCGCUCAUUUCAGUCCUGAUGAUCACAAUCUGGGCUCUAAUAUUAUUAAUGAAGCUGGAAGCACACCAGAGCCGGUUGAGAGGGAGGUUGCUGUCAUUGUGCUUAAUCUGACCAAUCAGGAAGCUAAUAUCAAAGAGAUGGAGAGUGAGAGUGGAGAUGAAGAGGUAGAUUGGGAGACAACAGGAAACGUAGAUAAGAUGAGUAAUUCUCCACAGCUUUCCCCUCCCUCGGUCGGUGCUCAUGAGACCGCGAUGAUCUCACCCUCGUUGUGGGGUCAGGUUACUGCAGAGUGUGAUCAUCACGCUGAGGGAGAGCAUUUACCGGCUGAAGGCGAUGACUCACAGGGUGCAAUCAAUCUGAUGGACACAGCUGAUGAAUCAAGCGCUGUGAUAGAAAACUCUGCUACAGCUACACAGUCACGUCCAGCUAGUCUGAGUGACAGGAUUACUUCUGAAGCUCAAUAUUCCGCAUCUGCUAAUUCAGAAUCUGACAUUUCUACCACCGAUAAUGAGUGUUUCAUAGUUGGGUAUGAUGUCGAAAUGGGAAACCAGACAAUAGGCAAAAGCGAAUUAGACAUUUCUUCAUCACAUCGCAAUGUGUUUUUCGGGGAAAGUCAAAUUGAGAACGACACAUGUACAGUUCGGUCACCUUUGGACACCGAGCCAACUUUAAGUGGAGAUUACUCAUCGCUCAGGGCUUUGGUUGAAAGUGCAGUCGUUUCUGUCUCCAGGGGUAAUUGUAACAAUGAUGACAACAUUACAAAAGAUGGCAGCAGAACAGCAUUACCUCAACAGGCAGCACUUGAUUCAGAAAGCGAAUUAAGUGUUGAAACUGAGCCACAAUGUUCUCAUAACGGUCCGGGUAUGUUUGUUCAGAGAUCUCCUCAGUCACCUGUUGUUUUUGAUGAAGUGGCUUCAACCAAUACAACCAGUCUGAAGUGUUUUAAUGUACAGGAUUCAGAAGGUUACACUCUUUUGUCAGGUUCACAUGACAUUGAGUUAAGCCCACACAGUCUUCCCCAAGAGAGGCAUCACAGGGACAUAUUUCCAGAUUCCAGUGAUAUGAAUCAGAUCUCUUUGUCAAUGAAUACACAAAUGCCAAAGACAGAAGAUAAACUAAAUGCGGAUAUCGGUGCAGAAGUCUCAGAGAUGAAUCCAGGAAUGUCUGAAAGUUUAAUGGGUGUAGGAUUAGGAUCUGAUAUUCAAUCAAAGGAAUUAAAAUCAGAUCAAUGUGCUGCUGAGCAUCACCAGGAAGCUGCUGAUGUCCUGUCGGAGAGCUGCAGUACAUCUUCAGCUCCAUCUUUGUUUUCUGAGGCUGUAAGGACAUAUUCAGAUGACCCGGAGGUAUUGCUUGAAACGAUUAGUGUCAGUGAUUUGCAAAAGGCACAAACUCCAGACAGUGACUGCACGAUUGCUAUAAUUGCAAGUACUCCACAAAGUGUAGACGAAGAGAGAGACACAUUGCAUGGACUUAUAGAGAGCGCUCAACCCGAUCUCCUCAUGGACUUGCUGAAGCAAAAUGCCCCCGAUGUGAGCAACAAAGAAGGGGGAAGCUCAGAGCUGAUCAUACAAGAGGACAAAGGCAGUGAGAAGACAGAAAAGUCUGAGGCUCCAAACAUCCAGCUGCAGCUGCUGGAGGUUCUCAAGUCUGUUUCCUCGAGCCAAGACCUGUCGAUGCUUCAGGAAGUGAUGGACACGCUGAACUCUGCUCUGGGGGGGGAUUCUCAGGAGGAGCGGAGGCACAUACUGGAGAGCAUCAAGGAGGAGAGCUCAGGGGGGGAAGAUGAGGGAUCGGAAGAGGGUGACUGUCAGUCUGCUGCGACAAGUCACCGAUCAUCUCCUCAGUCGCCUGUCCGGUCAGAUACCUGCAAAGUAGAGGAAGUCAAAAACAAGCUGUACUCAAUCCAGGAUUACUUGGAGUGUGUGGGGAGACUUCAGGAUCACGCUGAUGUUUUAGAUGAUGUCGGAAAUGACCUUUUAAUGCAGGCUCCUGUGGGUAACCACAUGGAAGAACUGCAGAUCCAAAUAGAGGAAUGUCAGUCUCUGGAGUCCCAGCUUUCUAGACUGGCUGGUGUCCUGACAGCUGAUUUGGAGAAAGCCAAACAGCUCAUGAAUUCUGCUGAUGAGGGCGUUCCCAUACAGAUCCAACAAGAUUUGGCCUCCACAUAUAUGGAGCUGGAGCCUAACUUUAGGGCUGUUUCACAGAUGUGUGCAGACAGGGGUCACUCCCUAAUUCAAGCAAUGGAAGCAGGAAAGGUACAUUUGGAAUCAACUUACCAGAAACAUCUCAGUGAUCUUAAGGAGUUAGCAGGCAUCAUCCAACACAGCUCUGAGAUGAAUGACAGGGAUUUGAACACAUGUGAUGUGGAGACACUGAAAGAUUUAAUUCAGCAGAACAGGGACACUGAGAGCAAUCUGCAAAAAGAAGCUCGACUCAAGUUAGAGGACAUCACAUUCGAAAUCCAGUGCUUUAUUUCUGAGCAUGCUCAGUUCCUGAGUCCGGCUCAGAGCAGCUGCCUCCUAAAGUUCCUCAGCAGCACUCAGAGAGCAUUCAGGGAGCAGACCGACAGACUUCUUACCCAGAGGAGCGACCUAGAGCUCCUUCUGGACACCUGGGAGAAAGAGAACCAGCAGAAGUCCUUGCAGGAGAAACACAAGGAAUUCACAGAGAAGUUGGAGGAAGUGUGUGAUAACCUCAUGACAGAAAACCACCUGAUUGGUCACCAGCAACAGGCUGAACAUGCUGAGAGCGUCACAGACCUACAGCAGUACCAACAGGAACAUCAGAAUCUGCAAAAAGAUGUGUUGACCAACGCCAGUGCCUUAAAUGAAGUCAUCACCAGUACCAAAAAAUUUCUGGAGGAAAACCGCAACAAGCUGACGCCGGAUGAAAUCGCCGUCAUCGAGAGCAAGUUAGAGGAGGCUAAAAGCAAAGCGAAGGUCAUCGACCAGCGGGCCGAGGAGUCCAGGAAAGAUCUGGAGAAGGUUGUUACCACGGCUAUAAAACAGGAGAGUGAAAAGGCCGCAGCUGUUGAGCGCCUUGAAGAAAGUAAGAACAAAAUCGAGGGUCUUCUGGACUGGAUAUCAAACAUAGGGAAUCAAAACGAGAACGGUCUGGUUCAAACUGACCAUGUAAAUAAAGAGAACGGAAACCUGCCUGAAGAAACCUCAGCUCAGGGACUGAUAGGAGACGAUGACGAUGCCAACGGAAACGCAUUACAGACCUCUGAAAUGGACGUCGACGUAGAGACCAGUGAGAAGAAAGACGCCUCUCUGGAUCUCGAUAAGCAAUAUGACAGAGUCAAGGCCCGUCAUCAGGAGAUCCUGUCCCAGCAGCAGGAUCUGAUCAUGGCCACACAAUCAGCUCAGGCUCUCCUCGACAAACAAGCGGACGUGCUGUCUCCGCAGGAGAAGGAGAAACUCCAGAAGAACAUCCAGGAGCUGAAGGGGCGCUACGACGCCUCGCUGACGCAGGCCGAGCAGCAGAUGAAGCUGCAGUGUGUGCAGGAGGAGCUGAAGAAGUUCCAGGAUGACACUGAGGAGUUUGAGGGCUGGUUGGACCAGGCGGAGGGUGAAGUGGACGAGCUGGGAGCCCCUGCUAGUUCCCUAAAUAUCCUCUCUGAUAAACUCCUGCGACAGAAAAGCUUCUCAGAAGAUGUGAUCUCGCACAAAGGGGAUCUUCGCUUUAUCACCAUUUCAGGACAGAAAGUUCUGGAUGUGGCUAAAGCUUGUGGACUAAACGACCCUGCAGCUAAAAGUGCUCAGCUGAACGUGGAUACUUCAGGAACCUGUUCUGCUGUCAAGGACAAGUUGGAUUCAGCAGCCAGCAGAUACAAAACACUACAUUCAAAGUGCAAUCAGCUUGGCAACAACCUCAAAGACGUGGUGGACAAAUUCAAGAAGUAUGACGAGUCGAGCGCCGGUCUUUUGACGUGGCUCAACAGCUCAGAGGAGGAGGCGAGAAAGCAGCAAUCAGAGGCCAUCGCAGCUGAGCCACAAACACUACAGAAACAGCUGGAAGACACCAAGGCCCUACAAGGUCAGAUGACGGGACAUCAGACGGCGAUUGACACACUUCGCAAAACAGCUGAGUCUUUGAUAACUUCUGAGGGAGACCUGCUGAGCAACUCAGAUGAGAUCCAGGAGACAGUAGAUGACAUCGUUGAGCGCUAUGACAACGUGUCUAAGUCUGUAAGUGACCGCAACGAGAAACUGCAGAUCACCCUGACUCGCUCCAUGAGUGUCCAGGACGGUUUGGACGAGAUGAUCGGAUGGAUGGAGGGAGUGGAGGCCAGUGUGAAGGAGACAGGAACAAUUCCUCUGGACUCUGCAUCCCUAGGAGACAUCCUCAGCAAAGAAGCAGCCUUAGAGCAGGACAUAGCAAGUCGACAGAGCAGCGUCUCAACCAUGAAAGCCAAAGUGAAGAAGUUUGUGGAGACGGCAGAUCCCUCCGCUGCCGCCCUCCUGCAGUCUAAGAUGGACGCUCUCUCCCAGCGCUUCACGGACGCCUGUGACAAGCACAAGCAGAAAGUCACGCAGAUCGAGGAGCUGAAGGAAAAGGUGGACCAGUUUGAGGAGGUCGCAGAUAAAGUGCAGCAGUUUGUUGUGAAGCGUACACAAGCUCUGAACGAGACGGACGGGCCGGGGAAAACCUUUGAUGAAGUGUCUCAGCUCAUGCAGAACACCAAAGCUGAGAUGGCAGAGCAUGCCAGUGAUUUGGAGAAGCUGCAGACGCUCUCCAAGGAGCUUUCUGAAAUCAGCUCUGAUGGCAACAAAUCCCAGAUCCAGAACAGGAUGGACAAUCUCUCAAAUACUUUCAACACUUUCAAAGACACUGUCAAAGAAAAGGAAGAGGAGGUAUCGUCCUGUCAGGACCAGCUUGGAGAGUUCAGAUCUGCUGCUGGCGCUCUCACAAAGUGGCUGGAGGAGACCAAUGAGAAAGUACCUGCGGUUCACGCGGGCGUCAGCGUGAAGACUCUGGAGAAGGACCUGCACAUUGUAACUGGAUUAUUGGAUGAAUGGACGUCCAAAGACCCUGCUGUCAAAGACCUGAACAGUAAAGGAUCGGAGCUCUGCAGCCUUAUUACCGUCCUCACAUCCCCUGCCAAGACAAAGACCUCUAACAAGUCAGCUCUUACUAAUGGUGGUGGUCCAGGAAGCCAUUCCUACCUAACCAAUAAAGAGCUGAUGGUUAUUCAGCAGAACAUAUCAUAUGUCAACGAGGGAUACACGAGCCUCGGGGAAACGCUGCAGAGUCGAGCAGCAGAGCUGAGUAGUUCAGUGGAGGAGGUGAAAGAUGCCCAAAAGGAGACAGAGGACAUGAUGACGUGGCUGAAGGACAUGAAAAAGACCGCAGCCUCAUGGAACAGUGCCCCAACAGAGAAGGAUUCAGUGAAAACACAGCUUGAACAGCAGAAGGAAUGUGAGGAUGGCAUGAAGCAAAAGCGGGAGCAGCUCCAGAAGCUCAGAGAGAAGCUCCUCAACUUGAUUAAGACUCACCCAAACUCCCCCGAGGCAGCCAAAUGGAAGCAGAUGCUUGCAGAAAUAGAUGCUGCUUGGGCAGAUAUCAGCGGCUCCGUAGAGGAGAGGAAGCAGCACCUGGAGCAGUCCAACAAGAACCUGGACGUCUUCCAAACAACUGAGCUGCAGCUUGGUCAGUGGCUUUCAGAAAAGGAGAUGAUGAUGAGUGUCCUUGGACCCCUCUCGAUAGACCCCAACAUGCUAAAGAUGCAGAAGCAACAGGUUCAGAUCCUCCAGAACGAGUUUAAGAGCCGCCAACCUCAAUAUGAGCGACUCCAGGAAACUGCUACAGCCAUCCUGAGCUCAUCAGCCAACCAGGACCCCUCAAGUGGGAAUCUGGUGAAGGAGCAGCUCGCUAAUGUCUCCCAGAAAUGGCAAGGCCUCACGGGACAGCUGGACCAGAGAGACGGCCUGAUCGACCAGGCCGUGGUGAAGACGGGGCAGUUCCAGGAGUUACUGAGGAGCAUCAGUCAAACGGCCACUCAGUUGGAGAAUCAGCUCACCAAUUGUCAGGGCAACAGCACCCAGCCUGACGCUGUGAAGAAGCAGUUAGAGGACGUCCAAAACAUCUCUUCUCAACUGAGAGAGGAGAGAAAGAAGCUGAAGGAGGCCGAGGCAGUCAACGCAGAGCUCACAGCGAUGGUGACUGAGGACUAUCUCAAAGCAGACUUAGCCAGGCAGCUGGAGAGUGUCAGCAAACCUUUCAAACAGCUGGAAGAGAAAGCAGCAAAACGGGUCGAGCAGCUCAACUCAACCUUUGCCAGCUCUCAGCAGUUCCACCAGACCUCCAAAGACUUCCACUCGUGGCUGGACCAGAAGCUUCAGGAUCAGUCCAAGCCCCAGUCCAUCUCUUCUAAAGCAGAUGUUCUGCAAAAUACCCUGGAGGAGCACAACAGUUUCAAGAAGGCUCUCGGUGAACACGAGGGAGCUUAUUCCACCAUCAUUGGGGAAGGGGAAAUGCUUCUGAAGAACACCGAGGGUGCAGAGAAGUUGGCACUUCAAGGGCAGCUUUCUACGCUCUCUUCUAACUGGGAGGAGGUGAAGAAGAACUCUGCGGAACAGGCCGACAAACUCCAGACGGCCCUGCAGAGGUCUCUGAAGUUUCAGGAGCAUGCAGAGAAGCUCGGCUCUUGGAUUCAAGAGUGUGAAGCUAGUGAGGGCAAAGUGAAGCUCAACGUUGAUCCUGUGGCCGUGGAGAGCUCCAUCUCUCAGGUGAAAGCUCUGCUGAAAGAUGUAGACAAGCACAGAGGGAUGGUGGAGCAGCUCAACACAGCUGCAGAUACCCUUCUUGAGGUUGCCAACACAGACACUGACGCUGUCAAAGAGGAGAAGGCCAGCAUUAACAAAAGAGUGGACAAUGUUGCAGAAGGUCUACAGAGCAAAAGGGAGUCCCUUGAGAAGCUCUCACAUACUGUUAAGGAAUUUAAUGACGCUUAUAAAGAGGCGAAGGGUCAGCUCGAGGGGGCAAAGAAGCAGGUGGAUGCUUAUGAAUCACAGGGAAUGCAGGCGCACAGCAACAAGAACCUGACCAACAUGAAAGCCCAACAGAAAAGUUUAGAAGGAGUGCAGAACCAGUUGGAGCACCUGAAGAGCUUGGCCAAAGACCUAGUGGUAGAGAUCCCAGAUGCCGAUGGAGUGACAGACCUCUUACUGCAAGCAGACAGCGUGGAAAAAGACUACAGCACCCUUAACAAGAAACUAGAGGAGACGUGUCAAGUCCUGGAGGGUAAACUACAGGGAAUCGGCCAGUUCCAGAACAGCAUCCGCGAGAUGUUCACCCGCUUCACAGACCUGGACGAUGAGCUGGAUAGCAUGGCUCCGGUGGAUCUCGACUUGGCUACUCUGAAAGAGCAGCAGGAGAGCAUUCAGAGCUUCGUGGCUAAGCUGCAAGAGCUAAUGGCCAACACAGCCAAUGCUGGAGACAGCUGUAAGAAAAUGCUAGAGAGUGAAAGCUCUCCUGACCUGCUGGGCCUGAAGAGAGACCUGGACGCUCUGAGUAAGCAGUGUGGUAAACUGCUGGACCGGGCCAAAGGCAGAGAGGUGCAGGUGCAGAGUACUCUCACCAAACUGGAGGAGUUGUAUGAUAAACUCCACGUAUCAGAAGAUAAACUAAGUAAGGCUGUCGACAAGGAGGCGUCCCAGGAGGCGGUUGGCAUGGAAACAGACGUCAUCAACCAACAGCUGGAGGCCUUUAAGGAUUUCCAGAAAGCAGACAUUGACCCAUUGCACACACAGCUUCAAGACAUCAACUCCCUCGGCCAGGGUCUGAUCCAAACUGCUGCCAAGGGCACCAGCACCAAGAAGCUUGAGGAUGACCUGGAGGAAGUCAACACAAAGUGGAAUACCCUCAACAAAAAGAUUGCUGAGCGUUCAGCCCAGCUGCACGAAGCCCUGCUGCGCUGUGGGAGGUUCCAGGAUGCUUUGGAGUCACUGCUCAGCUGGUUGACCGACACAGAGGAGCUGGUGGCCAAUCAGAAACCUCCGUCUGCAGAGUUCAAAGUCGUCAAAGCGCAGAUCCAAGAGCAGAAACUCUUACAGAGACUGCUGGAUGACCGAAAGCCAACAGUGGAGCUGAUAAAGAAAGAGGGAGGCAAGGUUGCAGAACUGGCCGAGUCUGUGGAUAAGGAGAAGGUUGCAAAAGAGAUCGAAUGCCUCGGGCAGAGGUGGGACAGUCUGCUGAAGAAGGCUGAAAACAGGCACAAGCAACUGGAGAGCAUCUUGGUGGUCACUCAGCAGUUCCAUGAGACCCUGGAGCCACUGAGCGAGUGGCUCGCAGCUACAGAGAAACAGCUGGCUAACUCUGAGCCCAUCGGCACUGAGACGUCGAAACUGGAAGAUCAGAUCUCUCAGCAUAAGGCCUUAGAGGAGGAGAUAAUGAAACACAGUAAAGACCUGUUUCAGGCCGUCAGUCUGGGUCAGAUGCUCAAAACUGUGAGCUCAGUGGACGAUAAGGAGUUUGUUCAGUCCAAACUGGACAGCACCCAGGCCAGUUACAUAGAGCUCCAGGAGCGAUGCAGGAGGAAAGGCGAGAUGCUGCAGCAGGCUCUGGCUAACGCCCAGCUGUUUGGAGAGGACGAGGUGGACCUCAUGAACUGGCUCAACGAGGUCCACGUGAAGCUGAGCGAGGUGUCUGUGGAGGACUACAAAAUAAGUGUUCUUGAAAAGCAGCUGGCAGAACAACGGGCACUACAAAGUGAUAUUGAGUUGAGAAAGAACAAUGUUGACCAGGCCAUCUCUAACGGGAUGGAGCUUCUGAAACAAUCAACAGGUGAUGAAGUUGUUGUAAUUCAAGGAAAACUGGACGGAAUCAAAACAAAGUAUGCUGAGAUCAACUCUGUGAGUGAUAAUGUUUUGAAGAAGCUGGAGAAGGUUCUGAACCUCUCCUCAAAGCUGCAGCACACUCAUGAGGAUCUGAGCUCCUGGCUGGAGAACGUUGAGGCUGAGACCAGAACGUUUGCUGAGCAGGAGCCAGUGGGAGAGCAGCUUGUCCAUGCACAAAGCAGGAAGAAGGACUUGCUGAAGGAGACCAAAGACAAAAAAUCAUCAAUGGACAAGCUGAAUGAGUUAAGCAGUUCUCUCCUGGAUCUGAUCCCCUGGCACGCUCGGGAGGGUCUGGACAAGCUGGUGACCGAGGAUAAUGAGCGAUACAGAGCCGUCUCUGACACCAUCAACCAGCAGGUCGACCAGAUCAAUGCUGAUAUACUCAAGUCACAACAGUUUGAGCAGGCUGCAGACUCUGAACUCUCCUGGCUCACUGAGGCUGAGAGGAAGUUGCUCUCGAUGGGCGAGAUCAGGCUGGAGCAGGACCAAACCACAGCCCAGCUCCAAGCACAGAAGAUCUUCUCUAUGGACAUCAUGAGGCACAAAGACGCUGUGGAUGAUAUUGUAAAAACUGGAAAGGCCAUCAUGAACAGUAAAAACCCAGAGGAGAAAGAGAUGUUGAAGGCCAAGACUCAGACUCUCCUGGAGAAAUACGGUGUGGUCAGUCAGCUGAACUCAGAGCGCUGUCUGCAGCUGGAGCGUGCUCAGUCUCUGGCCAGUCAGUUCUGGGAGACCUACGAGGAGAUGUGGCCGUGGCUCCAGGAGACCUUGAGCACCUUCAGUCAGCUUCCUCUACCUGCCAUCGAGUACGAGGCGCUGAGGCAGCAGCAAGAGGAACUCAGGCAAAUGCGGGAGCUGAUCUCGGAGCACAAGCCUCACAUCGACAAGAUGAAUAAGACGGGGCCUCAGUUACUCGAGCUCAGUCCAGUGGAGGGGGCGCCCAUCAGAGAGAAGUACACAGCAUCAGACAAACUGUACACCCAGCUCAAGGCUGAUGUCACUCAGAGAGCUGCUACUCUGGAUGAGGCCAUCUCCAAAUCUACACAGUUCCAUGAUAAAAUCGACCCGAUGCUGGAAUCCCUGGAGCGGAUAGCUGAGCGUCUGCGCCAGCCUCCGUCCAUCUCGGUGGAGCUGGACAAGAUCAAGGAGCAGAUUACAGAGAAUAAGUCCUUCUCUGUGGAUCUGGAGAAGCUGCAGCCGUCUUAUGGGACACUGAAGGAGCGUGGCGAGGAGAUGAUCGCUCGGUCUCGAGGAGCCGACAAGGACAUUUCUGCUAAAGCUGUUCAAGACAAACUGGACCAGAUGGUGUUCCUCUGGAGCGACAUCCAGGCCUUACUGGAGGAGCGGGAGGCUAAGCUGCUGGAUGUGAUGGACCUGGCAGACAAGUUCUGGUGCGACCACUGCGCUCUGAUCGUCACAAUCAAAGACAGCCAGGACCUGCUGAGGGAGCUGGAGGAGCCUGGCGUCGACCCGUCAGUCGUCAAACAGCAGCAGGAGUUUGUCGAGGGAUUCAAGGAGGAGAUCGAUGGGCUGCAGGAAGAGCUUGAAGUGGUUCAAAACCAGGGUGCAGAGCUGAUGACUGCCUGCGGGGAACCUGAUAAACCUGUGAUAAAGAAAAGUCUCGAUGAGGUGAAUUCAGCGUGGGAAUAUCUCAAUAAGACGUGGAAGGAGAGAGUGGAGGGACUGGAGGAGGCCAUGCAGGCUGCUGUGCAGUUUCAGGAUGGCCUACAGGGUAUGUUUGACUGGGUGGACAUUCUUGAGAGCAAACUGGAUUCAAUGUCACCUGUAGGCACGGACCUGGAAACUGUCAAACAGCAGAUGGUCGAGCUCAAGGAGUUCAAAGGAGAGGCGUACCAGCUGCAAAUUGAGAUGGAGCGCCUGAACCACCAGGCAGGCCUCCUGCUGAAGAAGGUGACAGAGGAGGCGGAUCGCAGCGCCAUCCAGGAGCCAAUGUCCGAGCUCAAGAUGCUCUGGGACAACCUGGAUGAGAAGAUCAUCAGCAGACAGCACAAACUGGAGGGAGGCCUUCUGGCUCUGGGGCAGUUUCAGCACGCACUGGACGAGCUGCUGGCCUGGAUGAGCCACACCGAGGAGCUUCUGAACGAGCAGAGGAAGGCAGGAGGAGACCCCAAAGCCAUCGAGAUCGAGCUCGCCAAGCACCAUGUUCUCCAAAAUGACGUUUUGGCUCACAAGGCGACAGUUGAGACAGUCAAUAAAGCCGGUACUGAUCUGGUGGAGUCCAGCGCUGGAGAGGAAGCUUCCAGUCUUCAGAGCAAACUGGAAAACCUGAACCAGCGGUGGAAAGCCAUCCUGGAGAAGACGACGCAGAGGAAGCAGCAACUGGAGAGUUCUCUGCUUCAGGCCCAAGGUUUCCAUGGUGAGAUAGAAGAUAUGCAGCAAUGGCUGAAAGACACAGAACGUCAGCUGUUGGCAUCAAAGGCUGUGGGAGGCUUACCAGACACGGCCCGGGAGCAGCUUAACGCCCAUCUG
This is a messenger RNA of Labrus bergylta (ballan wrasse), 18946 nucleotides long. The record is from RefSeq and is a predicted model, not a curated record. NCBI's taxonomy places the organism in Eukaryota, Metazoa, Chordata, Actinopteri, Labriformes, Labridae.